Molecule: messenger RNA, 538 nt
Organism: Culex quinquefasciatus (southern house mosquito)
Lineage: Eukaryota; Metazoa; Arthropoda; Insecta; Diptera; Culicidae
Product: histone H2A-like
Exons: 1
Coding region: 109-513 (134 amino acids)
Cellular component (GO): nucleosome
Molecular function (GO): structural constituent of chromatin; protein heterodimerization activity; DNA binding
Source: RefSeq, a predicted model, not a curated record
UGCACGAAAUGUCAAAGUAUAAAAAAGACGUAUUUCGUAAAUAGCGCCCAUUUCACGUUUGACAGUCAACGAAGUAUCAUAUCUCUUCAACCAACCAACCAACCCAAGAUGUCUGGACGCGGCACAGGAGGAAAGCUGAAGGUGAAGAAGCAGACGCGGUCGUCGCGAGCAGGGCUGCAGUUCCCCGGCGGACGGAUCAACCGAUACCUACGGAAAGGCAACUAUGCCGAUCGCAUCAGUGCCGGUGCCCCGGUCUAUCUGGCUGCCGUGCUGGAAUAUCUGACUGCAGAAGUUCUCGAGCUGGGUGGAAACGCUUCACGGGACAACAAGAAGACUCGGAUCACCCCACGCCAUCUGCAGCUAGCCAUCCGGAUUGACGAGGAGUUGAACCGGCUUAUGCUCGGGGUCACGAUUUCGAAGGGCGGCGUUUUGCCAAACAUUCAUGCCGUCCUGCUGCCGAAGAAAACCCAGGAAAAGCGGAACCAGGAGGAAUCAUUGGCGAAAGCGAAUUAAAUUCUGACUGCGUCGUUAACAAACC